CUGAUACUUGUCAAAAGUGAAAAAUUAUCAAUCCACGUGAAGUAUUUGGAGGAUUUGGAGUAUUUCUAUAUUUUAUAAUAUAGUGAAACAUUAAUUGAGAUUGAUCGUGAUAGAAUAAAUAAGUCACGAUGGCGGAAUUCGUAGAAAAGCGAUGCGAGGAUAUGAUUCUAGAACUCGAACAAAUGGAGAGAAUAAAAUUGUUCGAUAAGAAUGAAGUCAGAGGUAUAGCUAAAAAUCGAAAAGAACAUGAGUAUAAAAUAGAAAGACACACAAAGUGUAAAGAAGAUUAUUUGAGAUAUAUUCAAUAUGAAAUGGAUCUUCUGAAACUUGUCAAGCAGCGCAGAGAGAAACUUGGCAUCACUCAAAAAAAGUCGAGCAUUGAUUAUGCGAUUGCAAACAGAGUUAAUCGUUUGUAUAAACAGGCAAUAUACCGUUUUCAAGACGAUGUUCGAUUUUGGAUUGCAUAUAUGAAAUUUUGUAAAAAUGUUGGUUUCCAAAGUUCCCUUGGUCGAAUGCUUGGGAAAAUGUUACAAAUCCACCAGGAUAAGCCAAAGUGUUGGCACAUUGCCGCACAGUGGGAAAUAGAAGAAAGUAAAGAUUUACAAAAUGCCAGACAACUUCUAUUACGUGGCUUGCAUUUUCAUCCAAGUUCCUCAUUACUUUUUAUCGAUAUGUACAAAUUGGAGUUGAAAGAGGCUCUUUUAAAACAAAGUCAAGGUAGCAAAACAGAAGAAUUGCCAACUGGUGAAGAUGGCGAAAUUCCAAAAGAAUGGAAGAGAGUCCAUGUGGUUUAUGAGCAAGCAUUCAAGAUGGUGAAGGAUAUUAAAUUUGUCAUUGAAUUGCUAAAUGUUACAAAAGAAUUUGAGAACACUGAAUCAUUACAAAAUAAAAUUGUCAAUGACAUGGUAAAAGAAUAUUCUAACGAGCCGCUAUUGUGGGACACAAUGGCAAGACGUGAAUUAUUAGAAACUUCGAGUACUAAUAAUGCAGCAAUGGAAGUUGAUUGCGCUGAAGUAUCGUCCUUAAGAGAUCGCAUACUCUCUUGCAAUGAGAUAUUUCAAGUGGCUGUUAAGAAACUUCGAAACGAGGAAAUUUGGUCCCUUUACAUUGACUGUCUUCUAGAUUUAAAUCAAGAAAAUCAAUCUUUACCUAAUCUCAAAAGAAAAUUAUUAAAAACAGCUUUAUCACAAGCACAUCAAGCGAAAAAUUUAAAAGAACAACAUUACUUAUAUUGGAUUAAAAUGCUGAGUAAUGAUAAGAAAGAUGAAAAUACCCAGACAAAAUUAGCCCAAGUUUUGGCGUGGUCAACUGAAAGUUAUCCCCAAAGUGAAAAACUCUGGCAUCUUAGAUUAAGUUAUCUUCUCACGACGAAUAAUGAAGACCAGUCGAAUGAAUUAUUUAAACAAGCUACAGAGCAAUUGGGAGAGAAAUCGUUAUCUCUUUGGAAAAUGAAAUUAUUGCACGUACAAGCAAAGAAUCCGGAAAAGAUUCAAGAAUUCUUUCAAGCUGCACUCCUUGGUCCUCAGAAUGUAGCAAAGGAUAUGAAACCAUUGUAUUUGGAGUGGGCAGUGUUAACAAAAAAUAUUACGGAGACUCGAAAAAUUUACAAUUCAAUAACUCAGCAACCGCCAUUCUCCUACGAAUUGCAUAAAAAAAUGAUAGAAAUCGAAAAUAUGCAAUCAAAAAUAUCUCUACAGUACACGAGAAAUGCUUAUGAAUUAGCAAUAAUGCAAUUUGGCAAGAAUCGAACUGAUUUAUGGUUGGAUUACACGAUAUUUGAAAUGAAACAUGGCGAUCCAUUGAAAGCGGCCGAGAUACAUGCAAGAGCAGUGAAAACAUUGUAUGCAAAAUUAACUGAUAAAUUUAUAGCCGAUUAUACAUUACUUAAAGCAAAUCCCGAAUCGAAAAGUACAUCUCGUAAUUAAGGUUUGUCUCGUAAUUUUAAUUUAUAAAUAUAUGUGUACAGUAAGAAUAAAGAAUUGACUUAAUUUUCCAGAGGAA
Messenger RNA from Leptopilina heterotoma, 2001 nucleotides. Its product is annotated as U3 small nucleolar RNA-associated protein 6 homolog. Gene Ontology annotation, biological process: maturation of SSU-rRNA from tricistronic rRNA transcript (SSU-rRNA, 5.8S rRNA, LSU-rRNA). The transcript has 9 exons. Gene Ontology annotation, molecular function: protein binding; snoRNA binding. Gene Ontology annotation, cellular component: Pwp2p-containing subcomplex of 90S preribosome; small-subunit processome. The record is from RefSeq and is a predicted model, not a curated record. NCBI's taxonomy places the organism in Eukaryota, Metazoa, Arthropoda, Insecta, Hymenoptera, Figitidae. The coding region runs from base 129 to 1925 and encodes 598 amino acids.